AAUGAUAACGAUGCUAAAAUGCAAACAAUCUCGAGUGCUCGUUUUAUACCGGCCACUUCAAUCUUACUGCAUAUAAGGACCGUAGUGGAGUUGCCACAUUCAUUUAUGGAGCUACAGCGUUAUAAGUAAGUGAAAAUGCGGUUGUUAGCGCUGUUAGUGUUAGCUGCGGCGGCAGUGGGCGUGUCCUGCGUGGACAUGUGGUUUAACUCCGCCGUCGUGUACCAAAUCUACCCGCGCUCCUUCAUGGACAGCAACGGCGACGGCAUCGGAGACUUGAAUGGUAUAAAACAGAAGCUGCCGUACUUGCAAGAGCUGGGCGUGGAUGCGAUCUGGUUGUCUCCUAUCUACAAGUCUCCUAUGUACGACUUUGGGUACGACAUUGCCGACUACAAGUCCAUAGCCACUGAAUACGGCACUAUGGAUGACUUCGAUGCGCUCAUGGUCGAAGCUAAAAGACUUGGUGUCCGCGUGGUGUUGGACUACGUGCCUAACCACACGAGUAACGAGAGCGUGUGGUUCACAAACUCUAUAGAAAGGGUAGGCAACUACACUGACUACUACGUCUGGGCUGACGGUAUACCAGACGCAACGAACGCCAGCAUUCUCCACCCGCCUAGCAACUGGAUCAGUGUGUUUAGAAACAGUGCGUGGGAGUACAACGCUCAACGAGGCCAGUACUACCUGCAUCAGUUUGUCAUCGGACAGCCAGACAUCAACUACCGCUCACCAAUACUACGCGAAGAGAUGAAGGAUGUGCUGCGUUUCUGGUUGAAGAAGGGAGUGUCAGGGUUCCGUGUGGACGCGGUCAACAUGCUGUAUGAAGUGAACCCCGCUGAUUUCGGCGGUGUUUACCCUGACGAACCUGUGUCAAAUACGACAUCGGACACUAACGAUUACGGGUACCUGCUGCAUCCAUACACGAAGGAUCUGAAUGAGACUUACUAUGUGGUGUAUGACUGGAGAGAUGUCCUCAACGAGUUCGCUCAAAACGAAUCAAAGAUCAUGAUGACGGAGGCCUACACUGACAUGGACCUGAUGAUGCGCUACUACGGAGAAGGGUCCCGCGAUGGAUCCAUUCCAUUCAACUUCAUCUUCCUCGGCGAACUUAACGGACAGUCCACCGCGAACAAUAUGUCUACUGUUAUUCAAAAGUGGAUGUCGAAUAUGCCAUCUGGAAAGGUGGCUAACUGGGUGAAUGGAAACCACGACAACACCAGAAUGGCUUCAAAGCACGGCGUGAAGAGAGUGGAUGCCAUGAACAUGCUAGCCCUCAUUCUGCCAGGAGUCACCAUCACGUACCAGGGCGAGGAGCUUGGAAUGACUGACGGCAACAUCAGUUGGGUGGACACGAAGGAUCCUCAGGCUUGUAACACAGAAGACCCCAUCAACUACUGGAAGAGCAGCCGCGACCCCGCCCGCACUCCCUUCCACUGGGACGCCACCGCCAACGCGGGCUUCUCCACCAAUAGCUCCACCUGGCUGCCCGUCGCUGACAACUACCAGACUGUCAACGUCGCUGUUGAGAAGGCCGCUGCUAAGAGUCACUACAAGUUCUACAAGGAUGUGGUAGCCCUGAAGCACACCGCCGCGGUGGCCUCCGGUUCCCUGGGAACACAUGCCUUGUCCAGUGAUGUGUUGGUCGUUACCAGGGUCCCGACGAGUACAUCUGAAGCGACAUACGUGGCGAUAUUGAACCUGGCCUCUACUUCCACCACGGUCAACCUGAACUCCAUAGCCGGAGUGCCAGAGGCUAUGCGCGUCGUUGCCUCAGGUGUCGACUGCGCACUCAACAAAGAGGCACAAGUACAGAGAAGUAGUGUUACUAUAUCUGGCAACUGCGCUAUGGUACUAAAAAGCGGCACCACAAGAUUCACAAUCCCAUUAAUGUUGUAUAGCAUCGUAUUAGUAAUACUGUACCUUCAGUAAUAUAUUAUAUAAAUCGUAUUAGUAAGUCUAUUCCCUUCAGUAAUUAAAUAAUUCACUCAUGAAUCCUUUUCAUUUAUUUUUCUAGUGUUUUUGUUAUUGUUAAGAUUGUUUUUAAUAACCAGGGUCUGGCAUGGUGGUUCUAGGCAUAAAAUUAGAAAGGAAAUCAAAUAAGAUCUUCACCACUUGUCUAAAGACAUACAGUAUAUUUUUUAUUGUGCCUCAUAAAGUACCAGACAAGUGUUAGCUAUUGAUGGAGGUAUUUUAUUUCGUAAUAGUUGCCUUUUGCAGCCUUAGCAGCUGCAGUUUUCCUACAAAGGUACAAUUGAAUUAGGCUGUAAUUUUGAAUAUUUUGUAUAUCUUUUAUAUGUUUUCUACUGUUUUCAUUCAAAUGAUAUCAUUGUGUAAGUAGGUAAAUCUUGCAUAAAUAAAGUUUAAAUUAUUAAUAUAUUGUAAAUAGAGAAUAACUACGAAUAAGUAUUAAAUACCUUGUAAAGAUUUUCGCUUCGCGUAGACUCAUCCAUUUAUUUUGUUUGUAAUGAAUUUAAUUAAUACUUUUGUUAUUACAUGUUUAUUAAAUAAAUGUAUUUCUUAUCAUUGUCA
Messenger RNA from Spodoptera frugiperda (fall armyworm), 2526 nucleotides. Its product is annotated as maltase A1. Gene Ontology annotation, biological process: carbohydrate metabolic process. The transcript is spliced from 12 exons. The coding region runs from base 136 to 1926 and encodes 596 amino acids. The record is from RefSeq and is a predicted model, not a curated record. NCBI's taxonomy places the organism in Eukaryota, Metazoa, Arthropoda, Insecta, Lepidoptera, Noctuidae.